GACAACCAGUAUCAAUAGUAUUUGAAAGUGCCAAACAAUAGGAUACAUUUUGUGUGUUGUGAAUUUUGUGUAAUGUUUUUUGAUUGAUAAACAUAUGUAUCGCCGAAAUAGACGUGGGGGUGGGCCAAAGUGGUUUCGAACAGGGGACCGUAACAGACAGGAAAGCGAUUAUAAAAAUAAUGGCAGAGGUGGUCCCAGCUAUGAGAGACACAGUAAUCGCUCUGAAGACCGACCUAGAGGAAGAGGAAGAGGACACCCUCCAGGACUGCGUGGCAAAGAGAUUGGUUUGUACUACAGGGAUCUGCACAAGAGGAAGAGAUUGGAAGAAAAGAUAUUGGUGAGACAGCGAAUCAAGUUAAAUCCAUCAUGUAGAGAGAAAAUUAUGAGGUUGUUGCAUACAGCAGAGAGAAAAUGGGGAUGUCCGGAUAAAAGACCUUAUCUGUUAAAUGCUGUAAAGAUCGAAGAAGAAGAGUCACAAAAUUCUGAGGGAAUUGUGCAUACAGCAGAAAGAAAAGGGGAAUCUCGAGAUGAAAAACCUAAUCUGCCAAUUGCUAUCAAGACUGAAGAAGACGAAGAAAAAGAAGAAAAACCACAAAAUGCUGAGUGUGGAUCAGUUUCAAAAGGACUGGAACAUAAAUAUAAGCACAUUAGGGACUCUCGGUUCAAGCAACAGUUCAUUCGUAGUGUAACAGGCAACAUGGAAUCCAAUCUUGAGCACUCUCUCUCAGUCCGUGUUCCUAUCAGUAAACGCAGAGAUCCAGAUUUAGACAAGAUGCUAAAGCAGCAACUGGAGCAGAGGCAGAUGGCUGGAGGACCACUUCUGAGCUUCCGGCGUACUUUACCAGCGUAUAAAAUGCAGAAAGAGAUACUAGAAAUAAUUGCUGCCAACCAGGUUGUCCUGCUGAGUGGUGAAACAGGCUGUGGAAAGACAACACAAGUGGCACAGUUUAUUUUGGAUGCAGAAAUUGCUGCUGAGCGAGGAUCUAUAUGCCGCAUAGUCAAUACACAACCACGGCGCAUUAGUGCCAUUUCUGUGGCCCAGAGAGUUGCUGAAGAACGUGAUGAACCAUGUGGUGGGCAAGACAGCAGUUGUGGAUACCAAAUACGACUUGAGAAGGCAUUGCCACGACACACUGGCUCAAUACUUUACUGUACUACUGGAAUCCUGCUACAGUGGAUGCAGUCUGAUCCUGCACUGCCUGACAUCUCACAUAUAGUUCUUGAUGAAAUCCAUGAACGAGAUAUAAUUUCUGACUUCGUGAUGACCAUUUUGAAGGACGUCUUACCUAGGCGACCUGAUCUUAAAUUAGUGUUGAUGAGUGCAACAUUGAAUGCCGAGUCAUUUUCUCGGUACUUCGACAACUGUCCUCUCAUAAACAUCCCGGGAUUCACUUAUCCUGUUCAGGAACUUUACCUGGAAGAUGUGCUGCAGAUUACUGAGUUCACUAUGCCAAUAUGUAAUGACUCAGAAAGACGCUAUUUCAGGUGUAUCGCAACAGCGAGAAAGAGGCAUAAGAGGGAAGAAUAUGAGAACUGGAUAGCACCAUAUAUCAGGAAGCUAGAAACGGAAGGAAAGUACUCAACAAGGGUGAUACACAGUCUGAGAAAUCCUGAUUGUGAGGAGCUGAAUAUUGAGCUUAUUCGUGCUUUGGUUCAGUACAUAUGUAUGAAUAAGCCAGAGGGUGCCAUUCUUGUUUUUCUACCUGGUUGGGAUAAUAUUUCUGCACUGAACAGAUCAUUGGAAGAAAGUGGUGCAUUUCCACCAUAUAAGUAUCGUAUAAUUCCUCUCCAUUCUCUGAUGCCUACUGUGAUGCAGAAAUCUGUGUUUGAGAGACCGCCUCCAGGAGUCCGUAAGAUUAUAAUUUCAACAAGCAUCGCUGAAACCUCAAUAACAAUAGACGAUGUUGUAUAUGUUGUGGACUGUGGUAAGACCAAGAUGAAAAACUUUGAUAUUGAAAAAAACAUAUCUACCCUGCAGCCAGAGUGGGUGAGCCUUGCUAAUGCAAAGCAGCGGCGUGGACGAGCUGGAAGGGUGCAACCUGGUGUGUGCUAUCACCUUUAUACCAGAGCACGUGAAAUGAUGCUACAAGCAUAUCCUUUGCCGGAAAUGCUGCGUUCACGAUUGGAGGAGGUGAUUUUGCAAGUGAAAAUCCUGCAGCUGGGCCGAGCUGCCGAAGUUCUCACCCGCGUGAUGGACCCCCCAGAUUCGAGAGCUGUUGAUCUCUCCUUAGAGCUGCUGCACACACUAGGUGCACUUGACCAGGACGAGACCCUCACUCCUCUGGGCUUCCACCUGGCUCGCCUCCCACUGGACCCUCAGACUGGCAAGAUGAUUCUCAUGGCAGCAAUCUUUGGUUGUAUUGACCCUAUAUUCUCCAUUGCUGCAAGUCUCAGCUUCAAGGAUGCCUUUGUAAUACCACUGGGAAAAGAGAGUCAAGUGGAUGCUGUAAAACGUGAGCUUGCUGCAGGAAGCUGCAGUGACCACAUAGUAUUGGCAGAGGCAGUACGGAGAUGGGAAGCCUCAGGUUCGGGGCGUUCUGGCUUUUGCCAUCGUUAUUUCCUCUCGUGGAACACUCUCACUUUACUAAAGAAUAUGAAGAAGCAGUUUGCAGAGCAUUUGUACGAGAUGAAUUUUCUUGCAACGGCUGAUCCAAAGGAUGGGAGAGCCAAUAUUCACUCCAAUAACCGCAGUCUUAUCAAGGCCAUUGUAUGCGCUGGUCUGUAUCCUAAUGUUGCCAUUGUCAGGAAAGUGCGGAAGGUGCGGAAAACAAUGAAGUACUCUGUAACAUUGGACACACCUGAAGAUGGCAGAGUUAAACUGCAUCCAAAGUCGGUGAAUGAGCAGUGCCCCGAAUUCCCAUCUCCUUUGCUGGUCUACCACCAAAAACUGCGGAGUACAGCUGUCUAUUUGCACGAUACUACGAUGGUGUCACCACUAGCUGUGCUGUUCUUUGGCUGUGGCAUAGUUUAUGAGGGAGAGGACUCUGGUGAUGGUGUUGUUGUACUGCCUGGGGACCUUCGGUUUGCGUGUUAUAGGGAGACUGCUGAUGUAAUACAAAUCUUGCAGAAGCUUGCUCUCCCUUUGUGGCCUGCCCUCGUCAACACAAGAAAGAGGAGGAGGAGAAGCAGAAGAAGAAAUAAUAGACUUCGAGAUAGUCUUGAUCAGCUGUUAGCGCACAAGGUUAGCCAUCCUGGGCCUAUUGACUGGAGCCCAAGAAGUGAUGAGGCACCACUGCUCAGGGCCAUAAUGGAUGUGUUGUCAUACGAAGACAUUGAAUUGCGCACAGUGGCAGAAGAAGUAGACAGUUGUGGUGAAGAUGAUGAUUUUGAUAGUAAUGCAUAUUGAGUAUGCUGAGAAGACAAACAUUGCAAGUGGAUUUUGUACUCUGUUUGUGUGUGUGUGUGUGUGUGUGUGUGUGUGUGUGUGUGUGUGUGUGUGUGUGUGCGCGCGCGCAUGCAAAAUAUGAUAUUUAUUUUUGUUGAUGAUGAUCUCAAUUUGUCUUGACAAAUCCUAAGUUAUUCAUUGUAUAAUAAAACAAAUAAAAGUAUUA
This is a messenger RNA of Schistocerca americana (American grasshopper), 3551 nucleotides long. It is a transcript of the gene Rhau, whose product is annotated as ATP-dependent DNA/RNA helicase DHX36. Lineage: Eukaryota; Metazoa; Arthropoda; Insecta; Orthoptera; Acrididae. The coding region runs from base 95 to 3346 and encodes 1083 amino acids. The transcript has 20 exons. Gene Ontology annotation, cellular component: intracellular anatomical structure; nucleus; cytoplasm. The record is from RefSeq and is a predicted model, not a curated record. Gene Ontology annotation, molecular function: DNA helicase activity; G-quadruplex RNA binding; ATP binding.